AUGUCGGAUACAGAGAAGGAUAAUAAAGUCGAAAACACCGAUGAUGCUGCAUCGUCAUCAACAGAAACAACUAAUAGCACUACCAAGACUGAAACUACUACUACCACUGCUACUGCAGACGACAAGAAGAUAGUAUACGUAAAGAACAAUGCUGUUAUUGACGUCAAUGUAACUUCGUUCUACGAUGAAAUCGAGAUUGAAGAUAUGGAUUUCGAUGAAGAUGAACGUGUAUUCUAUUAUCCAUGUCCAUGUGGUGACAGAUUUAAAAUAACAGAAGAAGAGAUUUUGGCGGGUGAAGAAAUCGCAAAGUGUCCAAGUUGUUCAUUGUUACUCAAAGUCGUAUAUUCACCUGAGGAUUUCAUUGUUGAAGAUGAUUUAGGUGAUUCUGCAAUCACCGUUGCUUAA
Molecule: messenger RNA, 405 nt
Organism: Heterostelium album PN500
Lineage: Eukaryota; Evosea; Eumycetozoa; Acytosteliales; Acytosteliaceae
Gene: dph3
Product: CSL-type zinc finger protein
Exons: 3
Coding region: 1-405 (134 amino acids)
Biological process (GO): protein histidyl modification to diphthamide
Molecular function (GO): metal ion binding
Source: RefSeq, a predicted model, not a curated record